This is a messenger RNA of Neltuma alba, 804 nucleotides long. RefSeq names its product MDIS1-interacting receptor like kinase 2-like. The transcript has 5 exons. The record is from RefSeq and is a predicted model, not a curated record. Bases 1 to 804 code for a protein of 267 amino acids. NCBI's taxonomy places the organism in Eukaryota, Viridiplantae, Streptophyta, Magnoliopsida, Fabales, Fabaceae. Gene Ontology annotation, molecular function: protein binding.
AUGAGAAUCUCAAGUCAACUUCCAAAGUCCAUAGGCCAUUUGAAGUCUCUCAGUCUCUUGAGUCUUCGGCACUUCCAAUUUAAUGGGCCUAUUCCUGCAAGUUUUGGGAACCUAACUCAGUUAAUUGUUUUGGACCUUGCAUCAAACAAUUUUAGUGGUGAGUUACCUGAUAUAUUUGAAAAUGUUUCAAAUUUAGAAUUGCUUGAUUUCUCUGACAACAAGCUACAAGAUCUUGAGACUUUAGAUCUGAAAAUGAACAAUUUUGUUGGAGCUAUACCAGACCAUUUUUCUGGGAGCAACUCCUCGCAAUCUUUGCAUUUGAACAACAAUCAAUUUGAGGGACGGUUGCCUUUGUCUUUGAUCUAUUGCAAGAAAUUAAAGAUUUUAGAUGUGGGAGCAAACAAGAUUGAAGAUGAAUUUCCUAAUGUUACCAGAACUAGAGCCAUUGACUUGUCAAAUAACAUGUUUGAUGGAGAGAUUUCACAUGUUAUUGAUGGAGAGAUUUCACAUCUAGAUUUAUCAUCAAAUAGGCUUACAGGUGAGAUUCCUUUUGCACUAACAAAUCUCAACUUCUUUGAAGUUCUGAAUCUUUCACAGAAUCAGCUUGUUGGAGAAAUACCAAGAGAAAAUGACAACCCCAAGCCCAGUCCUGCAGUUAGGCCAGAGCAACGGGCGGGUUGGGCAGCCCGGCCCCAAACCCGCAGCCCGCCCGUUUAUGCAAUAACGGGUACGGGGUGGCCCGUACCCGUACAUAACCCGUUUAAGCCCGUCCCUAAACGGGCUGGGUUAAGUGGGCGGGCUUAA